AUGUCGGUCGAGAUUGAGCCUCUCGAGCUGUCCUUUCGGCGGCCCUUCACCGUCGAGGUCGCGCAGAUCCUCAAGAUCAAGAACCCUAGCUCAUCGCCCUUGGCCUUCAAGGUGAAAACGACGGCUCCCAAGCAGUAUUGCGUUCGACCAAAUGCGGGCCGUAUCGAGCCUGGCCAGGACUUUGAUGUCACGGUCCUUCUGCAGGCGAUGAAGUCUGACCCCCCCUUGGACGCCAAGUGCAGGGACAAGUUCCUCGUCCAAUCGGCCCCCAUUACCGCAGACAAGGAAUUCGCCAGCAUUGCGUCAGUGCUCGAAACAACCGACAAGGCGUCCAUUUCCGAACGAAAGAUCCGAGUCAACUGGCUACCUGCAGGCGACAGCAGCCCUGAUAAUGGCCCAACCGCCAUCUCGACGCCGAGCAAGCAAACCACGGCGAAUGGGUCGUACGAGACUCCCGAGCCGACUCGAGCCUAUUCUUCUCCCAGCGCUGCCGAUUCCUCGAACGCCGCACCGCCCCCCUACGUCCACGAGGUCAACGAUGACGAUGACUCCAGGCCCCAAACCGCCAAGUCGGCCGCUUCCAAGACUGCCUCAGCCGUCGCCAGCACGGUCCAAACGGGCGUUGAAGAGUUCAAGGCCAAGAUUGCUCAGCUGGAAGCUGAACUGGCAAACUACAAGAACAGCGGCCUUCGACAGCGCAACGUCAAGGGCGGCGAGAGCGAGAAGAGCACAGGUGCAGCUCUUGCCCAGCAAUCCAAACAGGUCGUCGAAGGCGUGCCUGUCAAGAUUGUGGCCAUUUUGUGCCUCAUCAGCUUCCUGCUCGCCUAUGUCUUCUUCUAA
Molecule: messenger RNA, 840 nt
Organism: Trichoderma citrinoviride
Lineage: Eukaryota; Fungi; Ascomycota; Sordariomycetes; Hypocreales; Hypocreaceae
Product: VAMP-associated protein
Exons: 7
Coding region: 1-840 (279 amino acids)
Biological process (GO): endoplasmic reticulum membrane organization
Cellular component (GO): plasma membrane; endoplasmic reticulum membrane
Molecular function (GO): FFAT motif binding
Source: RefSeq, a predicted model, not a curated record